This is a messenger RNA of Haliotis rufescens (red abalone), 5269 nucleotides long. RefSeq lists its product as uncharacterized. NCBI's taxonomy places the organism in Eukaryota, Metazoa, Mollusca, Gastropoda, Lepetellida, Haliotidae. The transcript is spliced from 4 exons. The record is from RefSeq and is a predicted model, not a curated record. Bases 128 to 505 code for a protein of 125 amino acids.
UCGUAUACCAUCCAUGCACCUGUAGCAGACGAGGCACGAGGAUUUCUGUCAAUCUGUCAACACGGAAGUAUUGCCGAUAGUUAUUAUUGGAUUUUGUGAUAUUUAGGUUGAUUUGCAGAUUCGCACAAUGUCGGACGAAAGGUCAUCGAUUCUUUCAGGUAGACAAACUUCAACUACACCAUCCAGUGACCCAGAUGCAAUCUACCAUGACAGUUCCCAGUCUCCCAAAGCGCGCCUCCUGCAGAUAUUGUUUGUUGUAACUGUGGUUGUCAUGGUACUGAUCAGUAUCAUACUCAGCAUCUACCGAGGCGUCAUCAUGGAAACAGCAGGGUCCAUGUAUUUCAUGCUUGGCAUCAGUCUCAUUGGUUUCGUUGUCAUAGAGAUUUGCAUGAUCCUUUUUAUUCGAAGAGGAGACUUACCCAAGGGGAAGACCUGGUUCCUUUAUUUUGUGGGAGUGUGUGUUAUUUUAGAGGCGAUAUUUACAGACGUUUUACUCUUCCAGUGAAAACACCAAGUACUGACAAUAUUUGUAUUAUUUAGGCAUGUCUUUGUCAUCACCAGAGACUGGCACCAGACAUAACGUGAUGUGCUCAAUCAAAGUAUUUCAAGAAACUCUUGUGAAUUUGACAAAUUGUUGUACAUUGUAUAUCAAAUAGGAAAUGAUGACAAAAACUGAUAAUAUAUUUGAAAAAAAUAAUUACGUUUAUCGAUCAGCAUAUGUAGUGUUUGUUGUAAUUUCUCUUCUGUUGUUGAAUAAAUAUUUGAGAUUGUCACGAUCAUGUGAUUCAGGUAGCACUUUCCAGUAGAGUAGUUAUAAUUUCAUUACUGUAAGUAAUAACUUCCACUGUGAGUAUUACCUUUCAACAGUGAUGGUGAUUAAUCAGCACUAGGCUGUUACAUGUUAGACAGUAUGAAAUGUGAGAGUGACCAUCUGUGCAUUAAACAGUCACUCUGACAUCAGUAUACAGCUAUGUAGGCAUGUCAUCAUAGAUCACAAUAUGGAUGUAUCGGUAAAUUAUUUAUUGUCAAUGCUGUAUCAGUGAGAACAUAGUGCAGCUAUGACAGCUACUGUGUAAUGAGUAUAAUGUAUUGUGGCUGUGUUACUAAUCAUUAUGAUAUAUUGAUAUACAUCACAGGCUUUCUUCAUGUUCAUUGCUCUAUGUGAAACUAUUGUACCGUGUAUGAAAUAAUGCUUUCACUUGUGCAGGGUAUAUCUAUAUUUAAUAUUUAAUGUUUUUAGAACAUGGUCAAAGUGCCUUAGUUUUGCAAAGAAAUCACGAUAUUUUUAUUUAAGAAGAUACAAAAUAUGCAUUGGGAUAAAUAUGAAAUGCAGUUUUUAGAUUUAGGUUUGAUUAAAAAGAUGGUGUUCCUUUUCAUAAUGGCAAAAUUACAUGCUGAAAUAUAUUUUCUUUGAUUUUAUUAAAAAUCAUCUGUAUAUUGAAAUGGGAGGUUCAUUCUCAUUUGUUAUGGCCACUUGUUUCAUCUACCAUUGCAACACAUGGAGACCUGGUUGACUCCACUUACCAGUAUGUUCAUGUGUGGCAUAUGUUUCAGUCCACGGUGGGGUUGACCUUGAGGCUGUAAUUCACCAGGUCGCAGGCUGUUGUGCUACAUGUUUUGGUUUACAUUAGUUGCUGCAAUGAGUGUACUGUCCAUUUUGAAGUUAAACAUAUUACAUGACCUACAUGAUCUGAAUCUGCAGGCCAAGGGGGACCGUCUUCCCAGGGCAAGGGAGUCUUUAUGAGCCCAGUUUCCACCAUUGCCAAACUUAGCUGGAAUUUCAUGGCUGUGAGUUCCGUCCCUUCUAUGUCCCUCUGAAGAUGUAUAUAGAUAUGUAUAUAUGUCUUUUGUCCCUCCUAUUCACCAAUCAGAUUCCACACCUCAUAUUCAAAUAAAAUGGCAGAGCCCAGUCAAGAUCUUUAUUGUAAUAAAACAGGUCUUACCUCGCGAAGUGCAUCAAAUCACUUAAACACCUUGUUUAAGAAAACGAAAAGAUUUGGAAAAUAUCUGUUGACACCGAGUUGAGGGUACACAUGCUCUGCAAUGGAGUGUAAUCUGCAUGGCAGUCGCCAUGUUGUUUAUGUCUGUCAAUUGUCAAUGUCAAUUUGGUUAUAAGAUUUUUGAUUGGACUAUGCAUAGACUCGUUAGUCCAGUCAAAAUAUUACUCUAUUUCAGCCUAGAUCGGCAAAGGUUGAAACUGGACAUUUUGGUCAGUUAACUCCCUUGCCUCAGAAUGAUGUUGAGGACUGAGUGGUAGCUUAGUGGUUAAACUCUUUAAUUGUUAUGCUUAUCUCCAGGGUUUGAUUCCAUAUUUAGGUACAAGUUGUGGCACUCAUUCAGGUGUCCCCUGCCAUGAUAGUGUUGUAUAUUUCUGAAAAUGGUGUAAAACCCCCGUACAAACCAUUGCUUUAUUCAAAAGACCUGGCCAUAGUGUUUUUUGUGAACGCCCAGGCCUCUAACAGUUCCAACUGUUACAAUUACAUGCAAGAUCAUUUCAAUUUAUUGUAGAUUUGAAGAAUAAUUUGAACAACACUGUUUACUUAUAUUCUGUGUUGCCAUGAAAUUUCUUAUGGUAAAGAAUUUCUUUAUUAUUUUUAAUGACAUUUCACUGCUAUGUCACAUGAAUGAAACAUUGUUAUGAAUAAUAAAGGAGUUGUGAUGGAUCCAUAAAAGUUUCGUGUCAUCACGGUCUUACAACGUCUAAGUGCCUCUCAAAGACUUCAUGAGAUUCCUGACUGAAUAGUGUGUCAUUUUUCUAGUGUGUCAUUGCGUCUGACCAUCAGCUCAUGUUGAGCUAAACUGUGGAGCUCCAGCCUUUUCUACCUACACUGCAGAGUUAGGCAGCAAUAAACAGACACUAAUUCUUACACUUGAACCAUUUUGUUAGCACCUAGUUUUUUAUAAAAUCGAACAUUCUAUUUUCUUUGUGUGCAAUAAUGUAUGUAUUUUAGGGCAGGUCAUAUACUUCAUGUAUUUCAUUGUAAUUUUGUACCUCAUACACAUGUAAUUGCUGUUUGUGCCUGAUUAGUGAUGGUAAUAGUUAUGGUUGGCUGUGUAUGUAAUACUCAAUAACAGUUGGGAGUUCAGGAUCAGCUGUUUAAGGAACUAAUGAGCUUAUGGAUAAUGAUUACCAUUGCUACAAUGUAAAUAGGAGGAAGUUAUGGCACAGGUGAUGACUCACAAUAUUACAGGACUGGCUCUAUGUUAGACUGGGUGUAAAAGUUAGUAGGUUUGUAUUGCUGUAAUAACACAUUAGGCCAGACCAAUUCAGGUUCUUGUUUAAAGAUAUUCUCGGUCAAUAUCCCAAGAGGCAGGAGGUUAAGUUCAGAAAAACGAGAUUGUUGAGCUGUGCAUGUUAAACAUGUGGAGGUUGAAACCAAACAAUAAUUCACCAAUAGAUGUUAUUUUCACUCAUAAAAAACAUUUGUUCUUUAAAAAUAAUUUAUGGCAGGUUUGUCCUUGCCACAUGGGCCAGUGAAGUAAUUUAUGAUUAAAGCAUUCACUCCCAUUUCUUGUGUCUUCAGCAGUGAUAUUGCUAAAAGCAGUGUACAACUCUACUCGCUCUUUUCAACAAGAAAUUAAAUUGGUCUGGUCUUGACAUUUCACAACACUGAUCAGUUAGUGAUAUACCCUGUGAAAUAUCCCAAUUGUCAGAACAUUGACAGUAAGGUUUAAAAACAUUUUUAUCAUGUGUUUUGUUAAUUAAUUGCCACAUGGGUACACAUAUAUCAGCAUUUAUUUUCUAAACAGUAUUUUGACAUGUUAGUAGAUGGUUCAGAUAUUAUUUUUGAAUUUGUGUGAUCUCCAGUUCUGUGAUCAGAUAGGAAUUGGUGAUGUGGAUUCUUUUGCUGGUGUUAUGAUACUUUGAUGUUGUUACCCAUGUCUAAGGUGUUUUCCAAUAUUUUGUUUUUUGGGAAAUGUUCCUUAGUAGCUAGCUUAUGUUAAUGUAGGCAGUCAUAGAUAAUCACUUAUGACCUGUCUUGAUCUCAGUUCAAAAUAUUCCUCUACAUUUAUAUUCAUUGACAUAUUAUGUAGUUCAGAUAUUCUGAAAACCAGAGUAUGGGUGGUUGGGAAGUUUUUUUCGUAGUGUUAAGCUCUGUAUUCCAUAAAACUGAGGGUAUAUCAACACCGUUAGAACUCAAAUAUGUCUGGGUGCACAUCCUCCACAGGUUAUAAUGAAUGUAUUACAUUACCCAAGUUGUGUGGACCUCUCAAACUUUAAGACCUGUGAAGAUCCGGGGUAGAAUAGGUCUUCAGCAACCCACGCUUGCCGUAAAAGGCGUCUGUGCUUGUCGUAAGAGGCGACAAACGGGAUCGGAUGGUCAGGCUUGCUGACUUGCUUGAUGCAUGACAUCGUAUCCCAAUUGCGUGGAUCGAUGCUCAUAAUAUCAAUCACUGGAUUGUUUGGACCAGACUCGAUUAUUUACAGAUUGCCGUCAUAUAGCUGGAAUAUUGCUGAGUGCCGCGUUAAACAACAAACAAACACUAACUUUAAUGGUUUUGAAAAAAUGAAAGUAGUUGAUCCUUGAUUAACAUAAUCGACAUGUACUUUCGUUUUGGUAACAUCUCUAUAAUUCCUCAUGACAUUUUACUAAGGCUGAGGAUGGUGUGUGUAUUAUUACAACAAUAGAUUAUUCAGUUUCACCUUAUAAAUCAAGGGACGUGUGUGUGUAUUGGGUAGGGGUUGGGGGGUGAAUAGUAGUUAUUUUGGCAAAUAAGACUUCACUUUGUUUGAAAUUUUUAUUUUAGAAAAGACAAAUUUCACGAUGUGUUUUGAUAAACAAGAUUUUUGUGAUUGUGUUAUGACAAAGUGGGUAUUAUGUUGACACUGAUAAGGAUGGUUAGUACGUGAUUUGAUAAGAAAGACAAUUCCCUAGUUGAUUUAGUUUAGAGUUCCCACCUUAUCCAGUAUUGUGACAUUGUGGUGAUUCUGUUGUUACAUAGGUUAGCGUUUGAAGUUUGUUCAAACAACAUCUUAUGACAGCUACAGAACAGUUGUAAGAAGAUCAAAUGCUGUAUUUUAUGUCACGUAUGGGCCUUUGUUAGACAAGGGAUUAUAUACGAGAGUACAUUCCUGGUUAAACCAGUUGUUGAAUUGUAUCAGAAAGAUUUGAGCUUUACCAUUUGUUAUCCCAUGCAUACUGUUCAAGUUCCAAUAUUCCCUGUACUCUCCAGGUACAUAUGAUACAUUUGUUUAAAGAGUCAUAUUCUGCUUUGUUUAUAAGUAUUGUUAUAAAUGCGUCAUUGAUUAUUAAUAAAAGAAAGUCAU